UCCUUCUCUUCCUCCUCCUCCUCUGUUCCUUCCUUCCUCCCUUCCUUCCUUCUUUCUCGCCGCGCCAUGCACCGCCCCGGGAGCCGCCGGAGCCACGAACAGUGCGGCGCCGACUCCGGAGCCGAGACCGGAGGGUCAGAAUACAGCUGUGUGUCAUCCUCCAGUGGUGAGCUCUCUGUGGAAGAUGUACCUGAUCCAUUUCUUGUUAGCAUGCACAUCAUUGCAAAUCCUGGAGAAUCCGCUCUUCUCCAACAAGCCAUCGAUAACCUUUUGACCUGGAUCCAUCCAGACCUGCAGCUCUUCCGUGUGUCAGAGAGGCGGCUCCCAAGGAGGCCUCGGAGGCUGCACAAGGCAAUAACUUCCCAGCCAGCCCUCGCUGUGAUCCUCUUCCUCCAAGAAGACUUUGAUGGUGAGCCCAUUUUGCAGCUCCAUGAGUCUUUUCAGAGUCCCCCCUGGCACUAUCAUCACACUGAGCGAGUGCAUGGAAAGUUCCUCCCUUACAUGCCAGGCAGCCAGGACUUUUUCAUCUUGGUCCCCGGGACUCCCUUGUGGGCCAUCCGGCCAGUGCAUUACGGGAAGGAAAUCAUACGCUUUACUGUCUACUGCCGGCACGAAAACUUUGCUAGCACCAUGAAGCUCUAUGAAUUAGUUCUGAAGAGACAGCCUCAUCAGCAAAAGGCAGACUUCUGUGUGUUCCCUAUCUAUUCUAACGUGGACAUAGACGUCCAGUUCUCUUUGAAGAAGCUCCCGAGGGGCCUUGUGCCAACUCCCACCGAGUCAGCUGUGCUGGAGUUCCGUGUGGAAGAUAUCCGGAAGCUUUUGCUGCUCUUGCCCUAUCCCUGCAGCCCCCUCAGUGAAGGCAGGUGGCAAACUGAGGAUCCUGAUGGGAAUAAGAUCCUUUUGCAGCAAGUUCAUUACAAGAGGUAUGCUCAGAAGAACAAGUUUUGCUGGAUGUCUCCCUUGAGGAACCAUCCUCUGACACCGCCUCCAACUUUUGUUCCUUUCAGCACCAGAUGGACUCUGAACAAAACCAAUGAUCCUUCCAAACCCAUUCAUUCAAUCACAUUGCACCAUGCCAAGCCCUGCCUAGGCGUUUCCCAGCAAGACUUGAGGAGCGAUGCCCGUGGGCGCUUUCUCAAAAGAUCCAGCACUGCCUCGACUGCCUCAGGUUCAUUCCAGCGAAGCAAGUCUCUUGUAUGCUUGCCCACUGUGAGCUCUUCUCUGACCUCUGAAUCUUUCCAUUUUAGUGAGCCAACCUCAUUAAGCAGCUUCUCUUCUGGGCACAGGAGAAGAGCCAAAGUGAACAUUGAUGACUUGGAGGGCGUUCAGGAGACUGAUGUCGACACGGGGAUGAAGCUGGCUUUCUCUGAUCUCUCUGUGGUUUCAGCUUAUUCGGCCCCUGCAAGUUUCAGUACUGAGAAGGAAGCAAGAACAGCGUCUCUUCCACACAAAGGGAUUGUUGAUCGAUUUAAGCAGGCCAUCUCUAGAAGGAAAUCUCCUUCAACCAAGUGUAACCUCCCGGAAUUUUCCUCCAGUUCCUUUACUUUUCCUUCCAGUUGGUCUUGCAGCUCUUCUCCAUCUCUGUCAGCUUCAUCAGUGGCACAUUUUGAGAUCAAACGUUUGCCAAAAGGAACAAUUUUUUCUUUUGAUGACAGCAGAACAACUGGCGGUGGAAGGAAAAAGGAGGAAGAAUUCUACAUCUGAAUUGCUUCAAUCUCCCCCUCUUUUUGUAUAGUUGUAAUCAUUUAAGAGCUAGAAAACAGAGCAAGCUGUUUCUGGAAAUUGUAAUCCAAAAAUGUAAUUUUUUCCACCUGCUAGAAAAAUUUAGUAGGAAUCAGCCUUCCACUCUAAGCUCAAGAAAAGGUGUCCAAAGGUAGUGCUGUGAUUCCCUAAUAUUCCUGGUGACUUGUGGUUUUGUAUGUGUCCCUCUCCCAAACUGCUGCAGUUUGGACAGGACAAGGUUCAGAUUUGCCCUCAUUAACCCAUUUUUCUUUAGGAUUAUGUCAUUUUUAUGCCUUAGAAAAAUGCUCUCCCCUCCUCUUCUCCCUUUUCCAGAAUUGGUGAGAUCAGACCCGGGCCGAUGGCAUUGCCAAAUUGUUCUGCCUUCCCUAUUUUUUUACAAUAUUCACAGAUGGGAGGAAAGAAGAAAAGAAGGAAAGCAAGCAAGCUUGCUUGGCAUCCUAUAGGGAAGUUACAUUAUCUUAGGUUUCCGCAAAGUUGAAUUGUGUAGUGCACAACAUUUUUAUAAUAUGGACACAGCUACAUGAUUGGUACCACUGCACAAGUGGAGCCAGCAAUGUCCUGAUGCACAAUGUGUCCCGUUGCACAACAGUUUAUUAGCAUGGUUGAGCAUUGUGUCCGUGUUGUAGCUCCAUCAAGGUAAAUUUAUUAUUUAUUAUUUUAUUUAUUUAUUACAAUAUUUAUAUCCUACCCUUCUCACCCAAUAGGGGACUCAGGGCGGCUUACAAUAAAACACAUAUAUAAAAAUUGUACAAUGCACUAUAAAACAGUUAAAAAUUAUUAACUUACAUUGAACAUUCAUAAAACACAUUCUAAAAUACAGAUGGGCGUGUUCAAUUUUAAAGGACUGGGUCUGUCGAUUGAGUUCCAGCGUACAUAAUAAUAAUUAACGCUGCUAAUUGUUAUUCGAAAGCCUGGCCCCACAACCAAGUUUUAACCUUCCUACAGAAGGAUAGGAGGGAGGGAGCCUGCCUGACUUCACUGGCGAAGGCGUUCCAUAGGCGGGGAGCCACUACUGAAAAAGCCCUGUCUCUCGUCCCCUCAGCCGCACGUGUGAGGCUGACGGGACUGCAGGCAAGGCCUCAUCUGAUGAUCUUAAGUUUCGAGGUGGGUCAUAAAUUCGCACAUUGUGUAGCCCACCUGAAUUAAUGACUGGGAAACACAUUGCCCUGACGGAGAAGGUCUACCAAGUUGCUCCAAGGAAUUAUCUCUUUUUCCUUACUCGUUUCUUUUCUUUUUUUAGCACAAGGAUUUUAUUACUGUGGAAUUUGCCCAAAGUCCCAUACUUUGGUGGUCAGUUCUAGGAAUAAUGAUCAAGUUUUCCCAUCAUUCUCGAUCGCCUUCUCCUUCCCCUCCCCCUCCCCUCCUCCACUUCCACUUCCUCCUUCUCUUUCCUCGUUUUCCUUACUUGUGAAAUAUCUGAAUACUUGAAAAUGCCACUGGGCAGAAGCCAAAUGGUUUUAUUUAAGUGAGAGUCAAGUCUCACUGAGUUUUUCUAGCAGAAUUAUUCAAAGGGGGAAGAGGAUUCCCUUUAACCUAGUGAGCACUCAGGAUCCAAUAGAACGCUAACUACAACUCACUAUUUGGUGCCAAUAAAUAAAUAAGCCACCAGUCAUUCAUCAGCCAUAUCUUUUCCCUAGUCUGCUCAUGAGGGAAUAAUAUUAGAUGGACUACUGUAGCAAUAUACAUAAAGCACUAAAAUGCUUUAAUUGAAUAUAUGUUUUUGGAUCAUCCCUUCCAAUGAAUCGUUACUAAAAAACUUUUCAUGUCAGGAGCGACUUGAGAAACUGCAAGUCGCUUCUGGUGUGAGAGAAGUGGCUGUCUGCAAGGAUGUUGCCCAGGGGACGUCCAGAUGUUUUGAUGUUUUUGUCAUCCUUGAGGGAGGCUUUUCUCAUGUCCCCAUAUGGGGAGCUGGAGCUGACAGAGAGAACUCAUCCGUGCUCUCACUGAGUUGGAUUUGAACUGGCAACCUUCAGAUCAGCAACCCUACUUUCAAGUCAGCAGUCCUGCUGGCACAAAGGGGCUCUGAAACUCAAUAGGGUGCAUAUAUAAAAGUCAUAAAAAGAAUGGUAUGGGUAACAACCAGUUUUAUUUUUUUUAAUCAGCUCUGUGAUCUUGCAUCAGGAGACAUAGUAUCUGCAAUAGUGUAGCCAAAUCUCUUGAUGCCACCCCCACAAACCUAUAUUUUAAGUUAUGCAACCUUCUCCCCAAAGAGGAAUUCCCAAAACUCUGGAGAGUAGGCAUGUACGAUCCAUAAAAAGGAUGGUUCAAAGGAACUUACAAAACUAGAAGGGUUUGUUUCUAAAGUGCUUCUAAUGUUUUUAGUGGUGAAAAUUUCCAAACUCUAGUGAGACUAACGAAGUUUCAUAAUUCAUUCGUUAAUGGUGGUCGUGCAUGCGCAUUAAGAAAAACAUCACUGUCAGUGGGAAACUUCAAGGGCUCCCAUCUCCGUCAUUUUUAAAGCUAUUGAAGUGAAACUUGCUACAAUGGUAGAACAUAUUUACCACUCUUUGCCCAUCAAAUUUCAUAACAUUUUGCUUAUCCAUGGAAUUUUGGGGAAUUUUAAAAGUUUUUUAAAACAACAUUCUUUAAAAAAAACUACAAGAGCUAGCUCCUUGAAUUUUCUAUCUAAUGACACAAGAUAACAGAGGAUUAUUCCCCCAAACCUUCAGAAAUACUAAUACAUCUACUGAUUUUAGGGAAUUUAUUAGUUUUGAGAAAAAAGAACUGUUUAGGGGGAGGGAAAACUUUCUCAUUCUGAUGCAUACUGGGAAAUGUAGUUUAAGGAAGAGCCUUUUGAAUUCUUUGGCAUAGGGCUGCUCCCCUUCCCAAACUACAUUUCCCAUGUUCUGUGUGUUCCCAAAAUGCAAUUAUCCCUGUCUUCAUGUGAGAAGCAAGCCAUCAUGAAGUCUUCAGGUGGAGAAGCCAUUAAACAGGGAAAGGAAUGGCAAAGGAGGCAGUCAGGUAUGGUAGCAUUAGCUUUCCUUAUUCUUCCUUUCACUAGUAGCAGCUUGCUUUCUUGCCUUGCACUGAAUGAAACUCACUGGGAGCAUUUUGAGCUUUACUAAACACUAACUCAAAAUUUUGGGGAUCAGCUUUGAUUCUUAAGUUUUUGGAGUGGGCCACGCUAACGUUUCGAAAAGACUUUUGACUUACAAAACUUCCGGUUUCUUAUGAUUUCCAAUUUUUUAUGAUUCAUUUCCACAUGUCUACUGGAGAGCAAGGCUAUGCGCAAUGUCCAAGCUUCUGCUAGUGAGGCCCCUUCUACAUUGCCAUAUAAAAUCCAGAUAAUCUGCUUUGAUAAUCUGAUUUAUAUGACAGUGUAGAAGAGGCCUGAGACACGCUGUGACUGGCAGAUCUCACUUCUGUCACAAUGUUUCUUGCUACUAGGUGAGGACUCAAUACAUUGCAUUGCUCAUUGCAUCGCUUCUAAGGUAGUUUUAGGGGGCAUUUUGGUCAUUGCAAUUGUGCAAUGUUUGCAAGUGGGUAACUUAAUAUGUUAUAAAUUGGGCUUAUAACAUCGUAAUUACUGAACGACCCAAGUUUUUAAAAUAUAAAUCCCAUUUUAAAAACAUCAAAAAAAUUAUAUUUAUUCUUUAUUUAUUACAAUUCCCUGUCACCACAACCUGCCAAACUUGCACUGAAAUGAAUUAAUGGUUCUGUUAUGUGUUUAUUUGUGUAUUUAUUUCAUUAGUAUGCCUCCUUUCUCCUGGAGUUCUUCCCAUGCUUUCCUUUUGUAAUAACACUGCAUAAUAUUCAUAAUAUAAGUGUCCAAUAGCACUUUAGUGUGUUUCAAGUUCUUCACAUAUUUAUACUUGCUGCAAUCAAACCAAUGAGCCUAAAGGAUAACAUAGCAACAUUAAUCCAAAAUAUUGAGGGGGGGGGGGGUGAUAAAGAGAGUACAGCUUAAAGUCUCAAAAUAAAUUUGUAGCACAAGCAAGUUUCACGCCAUGGACCUCCUGAUAUAGGCUCAGUCUCCAAUCCUAUUAUUGGGCAAAAGCCUUGCCAAAAUCGGUAGGACUUAUUCUGAUGGCUGAUCCCAUGCUCUGGGUUGUUUACUCUGAUAAAGCUCCAACCACAUUUCAUAGUGAAUUGGGAAUCUCCCAUUGCAGCCUUCGAUGGCACUGAAAAAGAUUUUCCUCGACAACAGUUUCCCCUGUAUCUUUGAAUCCAAAUUUGUUAUAGGCUCAACUCUAACUGUACAUUUUUAAAUGUCCUACUACUGAAUUAUGGUUUGUUUUACAUGCAAUAAAGGAAUAAUCUGACCAAAUGUACUGCUUGGUGUAUUCAGAGUAUGUAAACUAUUGUGUAAUUUUAUUUAUUUAUUUAUUGCUGUAUUUUGAGAAAUGUUUUUACACAUAAGCAGACUGUUUUUUAUCAGUGCUUGGAUGACUGAUUUGCAAAAGUAAAAUGUUUACAUUUUCUAACUGUUAACUUAUGACAAAAUGUCAUCUUGUGUUAUAGUAUUUUUCCCAUUCAUCUCUGUUGCAUGUGAAAUGUAAUUUCAGUAUAAAUGCGAAUCAGAAAAAGUUAUGUGUUCCAGAUAAUUUGUAUGUAAAUCAGAACAGGUACCUUUAAAAGUGUAACCCUAUAUCUAUCUAUCAAUCACACACAAACACACACACAUACUGAUUUGGGAUACUAUAGGGAAGGGUUAACAGUAACACCCCUGUGGUGUUUGUUUUGCUAUCUGUUUUCACUACUUUCUGUCCCUGUGAUAAUUGGAUUUUGAAAAAAUUGGCUUGCUGUGGAAACAGGGAUUGGUGAGAAAACUUCAGUUGAGACAUCUUUUCUCCCUGAUAACUCUUUCAGAAUUUCCCUUCCUGGAGGUAGAUUUCUCUCACCCCAUUCUUAACCAGGAGUCAUUUUUGUAAUUUGGGGACUGCUUGUAUAUAUUUUGCUUCUUUUCUGAAAUAAUUAUGAGAAGUGAACUAGACUGGGAUAUCAGCUUGGCACAAUUUUGGAAUAAUGGCUUACUUUUUUAAAAAUGUUAUUAUUAUUAUUGUAUUAUUAUUAUUAUUAUUAAAAUUCACAAAUAAUAUA
This is a messenger RNA of Anolis carolinensis (green anole), 6783 nucleotides long. It is a transcript of the gene fam124a, whose product is annotated as family with sequence similarity 124 member A. Lineage: Eukaryota; Metazoa; Chordata; Lepidosauria; Squamata; Anolidae. The transcript has 4 exons. The record is from RefSeq and is a predicted model, not a curated record. The coding region runs from base 67 to 1704 and encodes 545 amino acids.